AUGACUUCAAUAAAGGGCACCAUGCCUCCUUUCGCGAUCCAUGGGCAAAUCGCCAAUCUAAAAGAUGUGUAUCUUCUACCCAGAUGCGUGAAUUGUAAUGCAAUAAUCCACAAUGGUGACUCCAAAGCUCAAGCUAUUCGUGAGUCUCAGCUAGUGUGUCAGUUCAUUGCCAAUGCCGAGGCGAUCAUUAGGGAUAACAUGAAUGAUGAUUUACACAUGGAUGCGUUUGAUGGUAGGACCAAGCAGCGGAUGUUUUUAAAUUACGUCUCCCAGAAUUUUGUAGGGUUUCAUGAUUCAUCAUCGAAUGAGAAGGGAGAUGAAGAGUGGGCGGAUUUCAAAGUACCAAUCACCAAGAUCAACUCAUCGCUACAAUUGUAUUUCCGGUGCCCGAAUUAUGAACAAUGUCUUUCAAAUCAUUUCGUUUGGGAUUUUUCGUUAAAACUUGCGAUCCGGGACUCUUUAACAUUCUUAGAAACUAUUUUAAUCGUUCCCUCACGAGUAUUAGAUCAACAGAUCACUAGACUACGAAACGAUCAAUUUGAUCCCUCACCCCAGUUUCAAAUGGAGAAAUUCUUCGCCCCUUGGAUAUUGAACAAAACGUUGUAUUUAUGGCAGAUAUUGGGGAUCAUUGAAGGUAAGGAUAAUAGCUUUUAUUUCCAUCUUAUGGAGGGUUCAGAAAAAGUGGUGAAAAAGAUCGAGGCAAGUGAAUUCCCAUUUGUGGCAAGGGUUUUGGUGUAUGGAACGGACCCUGCCAUUUACCAUGGUUACGAAUGUGAAAAUUUUGCUGGGUUGCGUCCCCAGCCGACCACUGAGAAUGAUGGAACUAAACCCCUUACAAUAGGAUGGAAUGGAAAUGACCGGUAUGAAUUCGAUGAUGAUGUCAGAUGGCAAAAUGUUAAAAAGAUACGGGAUAUUGGCGCAGAAGAAUCGGAGCAAGAAGAUAUCGAUGAGGAAUCAUCGUCUAAUGAGAGGCCUGCUCUGCGAAAUCAAAAACUCACUUCAAGGAUAUCGAGACCCAGUAGUAGGAGUCCCAAGAUUUCUAGAGAACGACGGGGAGAAAGAAGCCUGGGUAGGCGGCUGACAUUCAAGCCACGACAACUCGAAAACCUUCGAGAUGUAUCAAAACGGAAAAAAUCCAGAAAACUACCAAGUUCAGAUAAUGCUCCUUUCGCACUUGAGGAUGUGAUGUCUGUAGCGGCGUUGAACAAUGCUAGAACUUUCUCGCGUGAUAUUCAGAUGACGUUGUUUACGUGGCUAUAUGACCAUCUUGAUAACCCAUACCCGUUAGAUUUGGAGUUGUAUCAGUUACAGCAGCUCACGGGGCUUGAUAAAAGGAGGCUCCUGUCGUGGUUCCACUACCAUCAAAAGAGAAGCUUUGAGAAGUUGUGGAAAAUUAGAGAAAGCAAAAUGGGAAGUGAGUGA
Saccharomycopsis crataegensis is the source of this 1422-nucleotide messenger RNA. RefSeq lists its product as uncharacterized. The transcript has a single exon. The coding region runs from base 1 to 1422 and encodes 473 amino acids. The record is from RefSeq and is a predicted model, not a curated record. Gene Ontology annotation, biological process: regulation of DNA-templated transcription. Lineage: Eukaryota; Fungi; Ascomycota; Saccharomycetes; Ascoideales; Saccharomycopsidaceae. Gene Ontology annotation, molecular function: DNA binding.